Molecule: messenger RNA, 786 nt
Organism: Necator americanus (New World hookworm)
Lineage: Eukaryota; Metazoa; Nematoda; Chromadorea; Rhabditida; Ancylostomatidae
Exons: 7
Coding region: 1-786 (261 amino acids)
Cellular component (GO): extracellular region
Molecular function (GO): hormone activity
Source: RefSeq, a predicted model, not a curated record
AUGCUGCUUUUAAUUAAUCAAGAUCUCCUUCGAUUAAAGGAAGCGUAUCACGUAGCGUCGAAACCUCAUAGAAAAUAUAGAGUUCAAGACGAAGACUACGAAUAUCAGUUAUUACUCUCAUUAUUAUUAUUAUUAUUAUUAUUAGUGUUAUUAUUAUUAUUAUUAUUAUUAUUAUUAUUAUUAUUAUUAUUAUUAUUAUUAUUAUUAUUAUUAUUAUUAUUAUUAUUAUUAUUAUUAUUAUUAUUAUUAUUAUUAUUAUUAUUAGUGGCGCGUGUAGCACAGUCGACGUUCCGCUGUCAACACUAUCACGAUCGGAGGUUCGAAAUCGCCCCGAUGCCAACCAAACCUUACAUUCUUCCGGGUACGGAUAAAUUGAAGGAUAAAAUCCAUCAUCAUCCUUUCCUCCACCUCGUCCCGCCCUCUUCACUCUUCACUCACCGACUCUAUCCGCCAACAUCACACGAGUGCUGUUCGGUCACCGAUAUGACGCCGCGGCCAUGGCACCGCACCCAUAGUCCACCGUUGUUGUUGCUCCUUCUCGUCAUCAGUCUUCCAGUUACUGAAUCCAGUAUUCGACUGUGUGGAAUGCGGCUUACUCGAACUCUUAUGUCGAUCUGCAGAAAUCAGUUGUGUGGUGCAUUCGCGCAGAGUAAAAGAUCAAUGCUCUGGGAACAGCCUCAACUUGAGACUGUGCAUUCGUCGAUAAAACGUGCCGGUAUCGCAACCGAAUGUUGCGAAAAUCGGUGUUCGUUUAGUUAUUUGAAAACGUAUUGCUGUGAAACUUAG